AUUCAGGUUGCGACGGACGCAGUUUUCGCAAACCAUUUUAUUUUUAAUUGAAUAUCAAAACCUGCUUCUAAAUAGAAUAAAAUAGACCUCUAAAUUUUAUUUUGGAGAAUGUCUUCAGCUAAAUCUUCACAUGAUGAUGACCAUCUGGAUUUCAUGAAACUAGAAAAAGAAGUAGUGAAUGCUGUGAUUAGUGAUGAAAAAUAUUGGCGUGAGAAUGAUGCUAAGAUAAGAGCUGUAGAACAAAGAGUGCCAACCUAUGAUGACUUCAGAGAAAUGGUGUUGGCAGCACACUUGAAACCACUAGAGAAAGAUGAUAGAAUCAGUUCUAUAAAAAACUUUACUCAAGUGUGGAAUCAAGUGGCAGAAAAAUUUCCUAAAUCGACAGAAUCAGAAAACUUACUUAGCAACAAUAUAAAUCAGACUUGUCAAAAUUUGCCAAAAUCUGGACAAGAAUUUGUGCAGCAUUGGAAGCGCUACUGCAAAACUUUGAUAGAUAAAAAGGCAUUUAUCUUUUCUGUUGGUCCAAAACGGGCAGAAGAAAUUUUUCAUACAGAAAUAAGUGGCGGACUAUUGGGAGAGUUUGUCGAGUGUUUUCUACCAGUUGAAGAUCAAGAUACAGAAAUGAUCGUUGGUUUGCUUGAGGCAUUUUCAAAAUCACAAAGGUUUUCAUUGUCUAUGACUUUUCUUAGCAAAAAAGAGAAGGAAUUUGUCAAGACAUUAUUUCAAGAAUUAAGCAAUAGACAAAUGGUGUUAGAGAAUGACAUUUUGAAAAGUAAAAUUUUGAAACUUCAAGAAAUUUUCUCUUAAAACAUAACCAUACCUCACACAUAACUAUUGUUGUUUUGAACUUAAUAAAGAAUUUCAGUUAAGGUUAUAUUUCUGAUUAAAUUCAAAU
Messenger RNA from Physella acuta, 895 nucleotides. RefSeq names its product coiled-coil domain-containing protein 103. The record is from RefSeq and is a predicted model, not a curated record. Lineage: Eukaryota; Metazoa; Mollusca; Gastropoda; Physidae. Gene Ontology annotation, cellular component: outer dynein arm. Gene Ontology annotation, biological process: determination of left/right symmetry; inner dynein arm assembly; epithelial cilium movement involved in extracellular fluid movement.